AUGCCCAAGAACAUUGUCGACGAUACCAGGCACGAAAAGGUCCUCUCCUACGUGUCUGCCUUUAUAGCCCAGGCAGACCCUGCUUUGAUGCAUACCAUGCUGCGCGAAUGGGCCAUCCUCGAUACCCUCCAAGCGUGUUUGACUCAGGGACAGGAUCAUCGAGUGAGCUGUGUCGCCAUGCGUCUUCUCGGCUUUCUUUUACAAUACGACACAGAACCAGAGAAAGCCAGCAUAUGGACGUUGCUGCAAACUCAACACCCAACUAUAUUGACGUUCAUGAUCGAAAAUACCGCCGGAGAAGAAGCCCUUACGCGGUAUUCAUGUUGGUUCGCAUUAGAGCGUGCAGUGAGAUAUGACGGUGCAGCUCAAUGGUUGUUGGCAUCAGGAAAGGUUGCAAGUAUGGUAUCAGGAGCACUCAAGGACGACAGCAGCUAUGUGCUUGAAGCUGCCUGCCAGUUCCUGGUUGCCAUUAUAGAGAACAGAAGUAUUGAUCCUCUUCAUCACACAGCACACGACACACUCAUGGAUACACUUCUGGAAUCGAUCUCGCUUUACAAGUUAAUCCACUCAAUGAUGACAGAUCAAGACUCGGAACGGAAUCGGUUCUUCACAUACAUGGAUCUCCUCAUGGACGACUCACGGCUUGUACGGAGUAGAACUCUGGAUGUCCUCUCCUUGGUUCUGGAAUCGACGGCGAAUCCUUUAAGUGUACUUGGAAAGGAUAUUACUCCUUCAGAUGCCAUGGAUGCAGAUACGACUGACGAUCAAAGUCAGGUGGAUUGCUUCAACCAUCUACUUGACAGCAAUGUGCUUUCCUUGAUCGCCUUGACCGACUCUUUGAAGGCAUUCCAUGUGGCGACUACCAUUCUCGAUACGAUGGUCAAACCCCUGUAUCAGUCGAGCGAAAUGCACGGAGCUGGAACUCAGUUCAAGAACACCAUUCUCUCGACUAUCCUCUGGAUUAUCCAGGCGCUCCAGGAGAGCAGCGCGGGUGAUCAUGACCCCAACGUCUUCCGGCAUACCGAGAAGAUUGUAGUGCAAGGAGACGGUAAGCUAGCGAAACAGCUGAACCAAGCAGAAUUCCAGGAGUUGGUCAAAACACAAAGUCGCGCAAAACCAAAACGCGGGGCUGCAUCUCGAGGAGGCACGCUACCAAAGACGAUCGUACUCUCUGCUUUGAAAGCGCUCCAAACUCUGUCGAUGUUAUUCCCACAAGAAGUUGAAAAGAGUACAGCUAUUGGCGUUGUGCUCUCCAUCUUAUCUGAUACCAAGCUGUGCUCGGAUCAGCGAGUGUUCAAGGCAUGUCUGACAACUCUUCCUGCAGUCCUGAAGACCAAAGUUCACAAUGGUCUCUUGUUGGACGAGCAGCUCUUUGCUGGCACUAUGAAGACGAUCCUGGGGCUCAUCAAACGACCUGCAAGUGGCAGUACCUCGCUUCGUCUGAUCCUCACUGCCAUCCAAGAGUUUUUCACGGAUAAGAUUCUUGGUGGCAUUCUAGCCCGCGAGAAAGUUGGUCAGGACCUUGCGAACGCUCUUGGGAUGAAGCUUUACGACAUGGAGUGGGAUGUUCGGGACAAUGUGGUCGAAUUCAUCGGCAAUCUCUUUGUCGCGGGUGGUCCUGAUCACGGAGUCGAAUGGGCGCUUAGAAAUGAUCAAUUGGAGGUCAUUUUCCAAAAGCUUUCAGAUGAAGAGGCCUAUGUCAGAGCUGCCAGCAUCCACGCCUUCGAGAUCAUUAUGCGUGAUCACCGUGGCUGGAACGGUAUGCACGAAAAGAACCUGGAAGAACGUCUGAGUGCUCAGUUGCCAUCGCUGAUCCGCGAUAGCGAAGCGUUUGUUCGACGUGCCGUUCUUGAGGCUAUGAUUUGCUUGGUGAGCGAGCGCGAGUCUGGGGUUAUUCUCAUGGUUAACGGAACCGAUCUCUUUGUUGACGCAAAGUUCAUGUCGCGGUUGACACUGGAUGAUUCCGACUGGGAGGUCAGAAUUCGGGCAUGCGAGUUUAUUGCUGCAGUCUGGGAUCACUGUUUGGCCCUGGACGAGAAGGCGGACUACCGUGUUCGCGCUGCCAAGCGCCUCAAAGACUCAGUCCGCGACCACCAAGAGGAUACCGCGCCUCCUCGACCUUCAACCUGGUGGUUCUACGAUAUCAAGGGUGACGAGAUUCUAGUCGAAGCCUCUCGGGACUCUUCGCGGUUGGUGCGUUUGGCCAGUGUCGAGACUUUGAAGAUGAUUAAGGCGUCAUUGGAUCAGCGGCAAGAUUCGUUCACUCACAGCGUUGCCUCGAAUGGUGCUGGUGCUGCAUAUGAUGAAGCCGAAGAUAGGCAGCGGAAGCGACCUAUUGGUGAUGGCGCUGACCGUGAAGAAUCACUAUCGACCCCACCAGACUCCAACACAACCGGUCAACAUCCUCAUGCUCAAUUUUACGCUGUUAUUUGCGGCUUGGACUUUGAGCGAUUGGACGCGACAACGUCGGUUGAACAACUCUACGAAGAGGUGUUGAAUGUCGAGCGCCCCGAGGAUGUUGUCAUGACUGAAAGCGAGAAAGCGAACGAUGGCAACAACAUCUUGGACUGCUACUAA
This is a messenger RNA of Linnemannia hyalina, 2577 nucleotides long. Lineage: Eukaryota; Fungi; Mortierellomycota; Mortierellomycetes; Mortierellales; Mortierellaceae. The record is from the annotation of a GenBank genome assembly.